Arabis nemorensis is the source of this 804-nucleotide messenger RNA. The record is from the annotation of a GenBank genome assembly. Lineage: Eukaryota; Viridiplantae; Streptophyta; Magnoliopsida; Brassicales; Brassicaceae.
AUGCGGAGACACCACCGAUGCGUCAUCGAAUCCGACGACACCAGCGAGAGCGGAGGAUCCGAUUCCGACAUUGACACGGCGAUGCGGUGCAUCUCUUGUCGGGAAGAGUACCUCCCUCGCGAUGCUGGUACCUGCAAGGAGUGCUACGAGGAAGCCGGAGAGACUGAGGAAGAACUCAAACGUGAGAUCGAAGACCUCAAGGCCAAAGUUUCUUUCCUUCGCCUCGAUCACGUCGUCGUCCAUGCCGGAAACUCCAGAUCCUUCACUGACGUUGUUCUCAUCGCCUCCCAUGACGACGGCGCCGCCGCAGCUCCUCCGAUCCCCGCUCAUAAAUCCGUUCUGGUGAGUCGUUCGCCAGUCUUUAAAGCAAUGCUUGAGAAUGAGAUGGAAGAGAGCCGUAGCGGUACCAUCAAGAUCAGUGAUGUGUCUUACGAUGCUCUUCGGACUUUCGUCUGUUAUCUCUACACAGCUGAAGCAUGUCUCGAUGAGCAAAUGGCGUGUGAUCUAUUGGUCAUGUCAGAGAAAUACCAAGUGAAACAUCUCAAGAGUUACUGUGAGAGAGUUUUGGUAACCAAACUCACUUGGGACAAUGCUCUCAUGAGCUACGCAUUUGCUCACCAGCACAACGCAAAACAAUUGCUCGAUGCUGCAUUGUCACAGAUCACGGGAAAUAUGGACAAACUUGCUAAAAGAGAGGAAUACAUGGAGCUCGUGGAAAAGGAUCCUCGCCUUAUCGUUGAAAUCUAUGAAGCCUAUCUCUCAAAACAGGUUAACACGGCAGCUGGUGGAACUAGCACAAGCUAA